Calliphora vicina (urban bluebottle blowfly) is the source of this 2602-nucleotide messenger RNA. It is a transcript of the gene Octbeta1R, whose product is annotated as Octopamine beta1 receptor. The record is from RefSeq and is a predicted model, not a curated record. Gene Ontology annotation, biological process: adenylate cyclase-activating adrenergic receptor signaling pathway. Bases 1 to 2598 code for a protein of 865 amino acids. Gene Ontology annotation, molecular function: octopamine receptor activity. Gene Ontology annotation, cellular component: plasma membrane. Lineage: Eukaryota; Metazoa; Arthropoda; Insecta; Diptera; Calliphoridae. The transcript is spliced from 11 exons.
AUGCAUCAAGGCGUAUUAACAAGAAGUGCAUUGGUGACUUAUAAGACAAAAGUGGAUAGCAGACCAGGACGGUUAGCGUCUUGCACAGAGGACAGCAAGUGUAGUACAUUGCAAACAGACCAACUUUCCUGCUCUGGUACAAGCUCCAAGCCCGUAACGCUCAAGAAUGACGUACCCAAUUCAACGGGUGUGGUUCGUCAGGACCAAGUGGACAACACUGCCCACAAAAGGUCCUUUGUUGAGCUCACCUGUUCGAAGAAAGGUAUAAAUUCCUCAGCGAACAAGCCAAGCUCAAAGACGAAGAAGAGCGGCCGUGGUAGCAGUCAACGAAAGGGUUUCAGUGCCUCUGGGGAGGAAGCGGUACCAUGCAGCACCAACUGUGAUAUGAAGAUGGCGGCCGUGGUCCAGGAAACACUAAUGUUUAUCGAAAUCAUCAAAAAAACCAUGUGGCGGCAAUCAAUGAAAAAGUAUCAACAACAGCGACAACAACAGCAAAAACAUCAUCAUUCGAACAAUUACCACCACACGAGUGACUGUUGUAAUCAUCAGCAUCAACAACAUGAUUGUCAUUAUUAUCGUUUAAAGCUUAAAUACUUAAAAUCAUUACAACCACAAAAACAGCAAAAGCAACAAUUACUAUACCAACAAUUACAACAACAAAAUCAGCAGCAGCAGAUACAACUACUUAAGCUAAGACACAUUGGCCACAAAUCCCUUAUGUAUGGUUACACUACUGCUACAACUACUGCUCCAAUUGCUACCACUACUACUGCUACGAAUUUGUCUUUAGCUUUUGGUUGCUCUCAUAAUCAUUCUCUGACCACAAGCCAACAGAACAGCAACAGAACGAAGGCCACAGCAAUAAGUGUAACAUUAGCAAUGGAGCUAUUUAAUAAAACGUUUAGCAAACAUUUGGUCUGGUUACUUAUUCUCUCUUUGCUGUCAUCAAUGGUGUUUACAAUGACACCCCUGAUAACAACCGUCACAACAACUACAACAACUAUACUACCACCUGUACUGUCUACAAAUACGGUCACAACCACCUUGUUAAUGUCUUUAAUAAACAUGACAAAUAUUAGUUCCUCUUUAACAAAUUCCACCUCUGCACUCCCGCUGCAACCACACAAUACACAGCAGCAACAUAAUCGGCAACCUUUACAUCAACAACACCAGCAGCAGCAACAUCAUCAUAAUCUGAUACACAUUGAUCAAGAUGCCAAUACGAAAUAUUUAAAUUUCGUUGCCAAUGGCCUACUGGACACAAGUGGGGUCGUUGGCGGCGGAGGUGGCGGUGGCAAUGAUGAAGCCUUUAGUAUAAGUGGUUUUGGGAGUAUGGGUGCGAGUGGCAGUGGCGGUGGUGGUGUCGGAGGUGUUGGCAGUGGUGAAAGUGUUACAAGUGCAGCGGAUGUGAGUGGCGGAAUGGAUGGCAGUGGUGGUGGCAGUAUUUCAGUUCCUAUUGAUGCCCUAAGCGAGUCACAUUUAACAUUUGUCAUCGUCAAAUGCUUCAUUAUCAUUUUCAUCAUACUCGCUGCCAUACUUGGUAACAUGCUGGUGAUUGUAUCCGUCAUGCGACACAGGAAAUUGCGCAUAAUCACCAAUUAUUUCGUGGUCUCACUGGCAGUGGCGGAUAUGUUGGUGGCUUUGUGUGCCAUGACCUUUAAUGCUUCCGUUGAAAUAUCCGGUAAAUGGAUGUUUGGUUCAAUAAUGUGUGAUAUGUGGAAUAGUUUUGAUGUAUAUUUUUCAACAGCCAGUAUUAUGCAUUUAUGCUGUAUCUCAGUGGAUAGAUAUUAUGCCAUUGUCCAGCCAUUGGAUUAUCCCUUAAUUAUGACACACAGGCGUGUAUUUAUUAUGUUGAUUAUUGUUUGGUUGGCGCCAGCUCUUCUAUCAUUUUUACCCAUAUGUUCCGGUUGGUAUACGACCGGCGAUAAUUGGAGUUACUUAAAAUCAAAUCCGCACAUCUGUGAAUUUAAAGUCAAUAAAGCAUAUGCCAUUGUCAGUUCGUCUGUAAGUUUCUGGAUACCUGGUAUUGUCAUGCUUUCAAUGUACUAUCGCAUUUAUCAAGAGGCCGACAGACAGGAACGUCUUGUUUACCGGUCGAAAGUCGCUGCUUUAUUACUGGAGAAACAUCUGCAGAUAAGUCAAAUACCUAAACCUCGUCCCAGCAUACAGGUGGAGCAGUCAACCAUAACGACGAUGCGACGGGAACGCAAAGCAGCACGCACUCUGGGCAUUAUAAUGAGUGCCUUUUUGCUAUGCUGGCUGCCCUUCUUCCUCUGGUAUAUAACAUCGUCGUUGUGCGACAGCUGUACAACACCUCGCAUCGUAGUGGGCAUAUUAUUUUGGAUUGGUUAUUUUAAUUCAGCCUUGAAUCCCAUCAUUUAUGCGUAUUUCAAUAGAGACUUUCGAGCCGCAUUUAAAAAGACUUUAAAGUCCUGUUGUCCCUACAAACUUAUAAAUUGUCGUGUAAGUGCUGGCGGCGAAAUGCCACCAUUUGUUAAUUCCACCGCUUCAUCGGAAAUACACAUGAACAUAAUACGUGCCCGCCAAUAUGCCACCUCAACAUCAUCCAAUCAAUUGCAAACAUUAUAUCAAAACUAACUGA